Paramecium pentaurelia is the source of this 117-nucleotide messenger RNA. Lineage: Eukaryota; Ciliophora; Oligohymenophorea; Peniculida; Parameciidae. The record is from the annotation of a GenBank genome assembly.
AUGACUGCUUGUAAAUAAGAAUGCAAGUAUGUGAAUUUGCUAAGGACAAAGGAAAAUAGUGAGUUCAAAACUUAUAAUCCAUUGAAUUUAGAGGUAAUUUUAUAUCUGGAUGUAUGA